Molecule: messenger RNA, 1796 nt
Organism: Marasmius oreades (fairy-ring Marasmius)
Lineage: Eukaryota; Fungi; Basidiomycota; Agaricomycetes; Agaricales; Marasmiaceae
Exons: 12
Coding region: 718-1704 (328 amino acids)
Source: RefSeq, a predicted model, not a curated record
CCGUGAAAGAUCCGAAGCACCGGCAAGUACAGGCCUACUCGGAAACGCCUCGUGGUGGAAGUCGAGAGAUCAAAAUCGGUGACAGUUCGUCCAUUUCCCCCAGCUUGAUCCAUUGUGAACUAUGUGCUGGCUCGCAUUCAAACUUCUCCUUGUUCCUUCUUAUCCUUUUUAAUCCCCCGUUUGUUGGAAAUCCUGUCCUCAUUUCUCGUUUUCACGCACUUUCUCGAUACCAUCAUUCACCGUGUCCAAGAUCAGGCUCGUGAACGAUGUCUAUAUCAGUAUUUCAAAUCUUAAAUACGUCUGAUCGCUCAAAGUCCGUAUAUCAAACACAGCAGGAAAGCUUUGUAUAAAUCAAGCCUCGAUCGUACACCGGAUCGUAACUUCUUGGAAUUUUGGCACUCCGAGGUUGGUCUGACCCCCACAGUAAAUGGAAACCCCAGUCGCCUGUAACGACAGGCUAAUUAUCGGGUAUCAGGAAGAAAAAAUCAACCAUAGGAAUCGCAGGCCCUAGUUUCCUCUAUAUUUAACGCACAAGAAUGGCUAUGACGAACGGUGGCGAACAAUACCGCUCAAACAGAAUCAUGACUUCUUCCUUCCAUUCCCGCUGUCCCGUAAUGUAAUCUGACCAGGUCUUGGGGGCUUUGGACCAGGCAUCUUCCGCAUGUUGAUGGUAGCUCUUAUACCAGAGACUCUUUACCGAAUCGCUCCAUCAGCGGAAUGGCCCCUCCGCGCUUGGUCGUGCUGUUCUUCGUUGGUUGGACUCACAUCCUACUUUACGGCUUCAAUGCUGUCCUGUUCGUGGUGGGGAUUUACCUCCUUCGAAAACGAAAGGAUCGCCAGGGCAGCGAGUUCCUAUUCAUAUCCUCGUCUUUGCUGUUCACUUUUGCGACUAUCUCUGCUAUAGUCAGCACUGUGAUAGUAGUUGGGGGGUACCUCUCUAUGUCUGGUAGUCUACCUACUUCAAUCAAUUUACGAGCGUGCAGCAUCAUUCAAUACUUACUUGUUCAUCUCAUCGAUUUGAUUUCAUUCACAGUACUGGCCUAUCGUUGUUUCCAUAUCUGGGGUGGUCGUUAUCUUGUUAUUGCUCUUCCCGUGGUCAUCUUCCUCGCAGAGACUGGUGUUUAUUAUUCCGAGUUUCGUCAGUAUAUGACGGUUCAGUACAUAUCUGACCCCGCGCAAGAGAGCGGCGACUUCAUAAAACAGUCAUUACCAUUUACGACCGCUGUGGUGGUACUGGCUGCAGUGUCCAACGCAUUGCUAACAGUUUUAAUCGCCGGUCGGAUGUGGUGGAUGAAGAGGCAAAUACAAUACUUCGUGUGCGACGGAAUCGUGGGCAAUUUACCGCAGAGAUACGAAUCCAUCAUCGCUAUGACGAUGGAAUCGGGAAUGAUCAUUCCAACAUUUAUCAUCAUCUACACUGUUGUUGGCGUCCUCAAUGCUAAGACCGGUACCUACGGCGAUGUUAUCGUUGUAUUGUCUACCAUACUACCUCAAAUCGUUGCGUUCGCUCCCCUGAUUAUCCUGGUUCGUGUUGGCCUUGGGAUCAGAGUCGAACGUGAUCAGAUCAAUUCAAGUCAAAGUAGUCAAGGCAGAACAACAGUUCCGCAUGUGUUGAGUAUACACCGAGACGUUACGGUGUCAGUAUCUGUCGCUCCACCGGAGGAUGUGGAACUCGGCUCGAUUUCGAAGGGACAAAAAUUUUAGUUGCCUCACGUCGCCGAUUGGUAUAUUUAAAUGCGUGUAGUGUUAUUGGAUGAGGAGCCACUCAAGCAUUGCUCGUCAUUGUAAUAGUAAUC